AUGCUCCGUCGUCUGGGAUCCACGCUGUUGUGCAGCGUGACGUUGGAUAAUGGGGCCGUCCUCAAGGGUGUCCUGAACCCGAAGAACCCCACUCUGCUCCUCAAAGGCAUCACCAUCCUUCCCGACGGUCGUGUCUAUAGCGGUACAUACGACCCGGUGUCUGGUUUCCCGCUACCAGGGAGUCAGCUGGAGGAAGACGGCGACCUCUACCGGGGCGAGUUUAACGUGCAGUGGCAGCGCGAGGGGCGUGGCGAGGCGUGGCUGGCCGACGGCACCCACUACGCGGGUGUCUUCAAGAGUGAUGAAAUAACCGAGGGUGUGGUGCGCAUUCCGAACGGCACGACAGAGGUCAUUUUUGAGGGCACUCUGAGUGAUGAGGCGUUUGUGAGAGGCAGGCUGACGCAGUCAGACUUUGUGUACGAAGGCGAGUUCUCAGACAAUCAACCGCACGGCAGAGGCAAACUCGUGUUUGCCACCGGUGCUUUGCAGGAGGGCACGUUUUUCCACGGCAAACUGCACGGCUCCGACUGCAAGAUGAAGCUCGAGGGUGGGUUCGUCUACGUAGGAGAGUUCCUCGAUGGGAAGAUCCGCCGCGGUACCCUUUACACACCCACGUACACAUAUGAGGGAGAAUUUAAUGAGCACGGGCGUGCUCAUGGCGAGGGUGCGCAGACGUACCUCAUCAAUGAGCCACGCCUCACCUUCACCGGCAUCUGGAAUAACGGCGCCUUGGUGCGCGGUGUGUGCAUGGACGAGUAUGGCAGCACUGUUGACUGGCAGAACAAUAAUGAGCUGCAGGCCAAGGUGCUCGGCGGCUCGACCGGGAAGGGCGACGAGAGCGUGGGACUGAACAGCUACUGCGGCGCACGUAUGAAAGAGGCAGCGCAGAUGCACAGCGAUAUGCAGCGCAGCUACGCAGAAGACGCAGAUGCCGUGGCGCACUUGACUGGCCGCUUCCCCACCAAGAUGGAUUUGGGAUAUGAGGGCAGCAUCGCGCACGAGAACGAGGCAGUGCUGCAGGCGCAGCAGCGGCAGAUGCAUGACAUAGAGCGCUCUAGGGAGGUGCUGUCAGAGAGGGCGAAGGAGUACGACACUGUGGCCUCCGGUGCACGCAACAACAUCAUUGGGGAAAUCAACGAGAACAUGGCGAAAAUUCAGUUUAGACGUCAAGUAGGCGCAGAGGAAGUCUCUGCUACGCGCAUCGACGAGCAAUUUGAGCGCUUCAUGAAGGACUUCAAGAGGCCUUCUCCAUUGUCGAGUGCACCGACGAACCGAGCCCCGAAGCUGAACAUCGACGGCAACGCGCCGUGGAAGGCAUUCACUCCGCCGAAGUAG
This is a messenger RNA of Leishmania braziliensis MHOM/BR/75/M2904, 1335 nucleotides long. RefSeq lists its product as hypothetical. Bases 1 to 1335 code for a protein of 444 amino acids. The record is from RefSeq and is a predicted model, not a curated record. The transcript has a single exon. Lineage: Eukaryota; Euglenozoa; Kinetoplastea; Trypanosomatida; Trypanosomatidae.